UUAGAUUCUUUUACCAAAAACCGAACCGGUCGAAUCCUUGACCGAAAACAUAACCGGUCCGAAUCCUUAAACCCUAGUGUCUUCUCUCUUCUUUCUCACACUUCAGAUCAAUUCUUCUCUCUCACGCGAACGGCCCCUUGUUCCCACUCUCUCCCUCUGCUUCGAUAAAGAGUAAGAAAUGGGUAACGCUAAGAAGAAGGCUCAGAUGUUCGUGAAACUUGUGUCUGCUGCGGGAACUGGAUUCUUUUAUGUUAAGAGGAAACCAAGACAGUUUACAGAGAAACUUGAGUUUCGAAAGUAUGAUCCCCGAGUUAAUCGUCAUGUGCUGUUUACAGAAGCUAAAAUGAAGUGAUAUAGUGCAUCUUUCAUUGCUUCCUUGUAACAAUCUUGUACUUCUUUUUGAGACAAUUAUCACAUUUUAUAUUACAGGUGGAAUAAUGCCAAUCUUUUAAUUGUUUGUUGAGAUUGAUUGUUAGUAUGCAGUAUUAUUUGGGCUGUUUGUUUGACUCGUCUAAAUUCAUUUCUAGGACCAACUUUCCAAGAAA
Medicago truncatula (barrel medic) is the source of this 545-nucleotide messenger RNA. Its product is annotated as 50S ribosomal protein L33. Gene Ontology annotation, molecular function: structural constituent of ribosome. NCBI's taxonomy places the organism in Eukaryota, Viridiplantae, Streptophyta, Magnoliopsida, Fabales, Fabaceae. Gene Ontology annotation, biological process: translation. The record is from RefSeq and is a predicted model, not a curated record. Gene Ontology annotation, cellular component: ribosome; large ribosomal subunit. The transcript has 2 exons. Bases 179 to 352 code for a protein of 57 amino acids.